This is a messenger RNA of Chanos chanos (milkfish), 530 nucleotides long. Its product is annotated as cell death-inducing p53-target protein 1 homolog. Gene Ontology annotation, cellular component: nucleus; cytoplasmic side of late endosome membrane; cytoplasmic side of lysosomal membrane. Gene Ontology annotation, molecular function: zinc ion binding. NCBI's taxonomy places the organism in Eukaryota, Metazoa, Chordata, Actinopteri, Gonorynchiformes, Chanidae. The record is from RefSeq and is a predicted model, not a curated record. Bases 1 to 447 code for a protein of 148 amino acids. The transcript is spliced from 3 exons.
AUGGAAAAAGGCCCAGGACCUCAGGACAUGGCACCACCCUAUCCAGGACCCCCUGGUAACUACGGAGGCAUGAAUGUGGCUCCUCAACCAGGCUUCCAAGCUCCCCCAUACCCUGCCCAGAGUGGAUAUCCAGCCCAGCCAGGAGUCCAGCCUGUUCCAGGUGUCUAUCCUGCUCCCUAUCAGGGAGCGGUACAAACCACAGUACUGGUCCAGCCCACUUCACUGGCUGAUGUGGGAGGUCAGGCCGUUUGCCCCCACUGCCAGCAGCAGGUCAUCAGUGUGACUGAGCCCGAGCCUGGCCUACUCACCUGGCUCAUUUGUGGGGGACUUGGCAUCAUUGGGUGCUGGCCCUGCUGUCUGAUUCCUUUCUGUGUAGAUUCAUGCAAAGAUGUGCACCACCGCUGUCCCAACUGCCAAAACCUUCUUUACAUUUACAAACGUCUCUAAGCUGCUACAGCUAACUCUUGUCCACUCAGGGAAUCCCUGUGUCAAAGGGACUUCACAAAACAUCUUGCCAAUAUUUCAGAUUU